AGAGAGAGAAAGAGAGGACGGAGAGCUUGAGAGAGAGAGAGAAACUCAUUGCUAUCCUCUUUGCUGUCAAAGAGACUGAUGAACGUACACAAAUCCCUCCUCUACUCCUUUUCCUCCAUCUAUCAGUCUGUUUGGACCAGCACUCCAUCUAUCUGUCUGUUUGGACCAGCACUCCAUCGAUCUGUCUAUUUGGACCAGCACUCCAUCUGUUUGUUUGGACCAGCACUCCAUCGAUCUGUCUGUUUGGACCAGCACUCCAUCUAUCAGUCUGUUUGGACCAGCACUCCAUCUAUCAGUCUGUUUGGACCAGCACUCCAUCUAUCUGUCUGUUUGGACCAGCACUCCAUCUAUCUGUCUGUUUGGACCAGCACUCCAUCUAUCUGUCUGUUUGGACCAGCACUCCAUCUAUCUGUCUGUUUGGACCAGCACUCCAUCUAUCUGUCUGUUUGGACCAGCACUCCAUCUAUCUGUCUGUCUGCCAGUCUGCCAGCACGACAUUAGAGUGGGUGCAUUCGCAUGAUCAAUCCUAAGAGCAGAAGACCAGAAAUCUCCUCGGCCAACCAGAACCUUAGGUCCUCAUCCAGCCCAGCGCCCUGAUAGGCUAACGGUGGAAGAAGUGGAAUUCCCAGUUUGGCAUUCCCAAUUUUCCUGUCCUCUACCAGGUGGUGUGUGAUAUUCCCUAGCCCAACGGCCUGAUAGAGGGUCUGUCUGGGAUACCACAGGCCUUCUGGGUACUCCUCUCCUCUCCAUUACCAUGGCUACCAACAGGGAGCGGCAGGUGGGUCAGGUGGGUCACAUGACAGGGUUCCCACCUGCUGUCUACCCAUUUGCCUUCAACUCCAUGCGGAACCACUCCUCCUUUGACCUGCUGUCCAAUAGCAGCCUGUUUGGGAGAUUCAGCACCGACCUCCCUAAAGAGAUGGCUGCACUGUCGGUGGAGACCCAGAGCACCAGCUCAGAGGAGAUGGUUCCCAGCUCUCCCUCUCCACCUCCCCCGCCACGCAUCUACAAGCCCUGCUUCGUGUGCCAGGACAAGUCCUCCGGCUAUCACUACGGGGUCAGCUCCUGUGAGGGCUGCAAGGGUUUCUUCCGGCGCAGUAUCCAGAAGAACAUGGUGUACACCUGUCACCGAGACAAGAACUGCCAGAUCAACAAGGUCACCAGGAACCGCUGCCAGUACUGCCGACUGCAGAAGUGCUUCGAGGUCGGCAUGUCCAAGGAAGGUGAGAGACCAGUGCGUAACGACAGGAACAAGAAGAAGAAGGACGUGAAGGAGGAGUUGGUGCCGCCGGAGAGUUAUGAGCUGAGUGGAGAACUGGAGGAGCUGGUUAACAAAGUCAGCAAGGCCCACCAAGACACCUUCCCCUCACUGCUGCAGCUGGGCAAAUACCAUACCAACUCCAGUGCAGAGCAGCGCGUGCAGCUGGACCUGGGGCUGUGGGAUAAGUUCAGUGAGCUCUCCACCAAGUGCAUCAUCAAGAUCGUGGAGUUUGCCAAGCGCCUCCCCGGCUUCACCACCCUCACCAUCGCUGACCAGAUCACCCUCCUCAAGUCAGCCUGCCUGGACAUCCUGAUGUUGAGGAUCUGCACGCGCUACACCCCAGAGCAGGACACCAUGACUUUCUCCGACGGGCUGACCCUGAACCGGACCCAGAUGCACAACGCAGGCUUCGGCCCGCUCACAGACCUGGUGUUUGCCUUCGCUGGCCAGCUGCUGCCUCUGGAGAUGGACGACACAGAGACUGGCCUCCUCAGCGCCAUCUCCCUCAUCUCUGGAGACCGUAUGGACCUGGAGGAGCCCCAGAAGGUGGACAAGCUGCAGGAGCCCCUGCUGGAGGCCCUGAAGAUCUACGCCCGUCGCAGACGCCCCAACAAACCCCACAUGUUCCCCCGCAUGCUGAUGAAGAUCACUGACCUCAGAGGCAUCAGCACCAAGGGUGCCGAGAGGGCCAUCACUCUGAAGAUGGAGAUCCCAGGCCCCAUGCCUCCUCUGAUCAGAGAGAUGUUAGAGAACCCAGAGGCCUUCGAGGACCAGACAGAGAGCAGUGGAGAGAGCUCCCCACCGCCUGCCCCUCCUGCCGCUCCACCAGCCUCCACCAAGCCCCCCACCACCAUGAAGACUGAGGCCGAGGACGAGGAGGACAGCUGGGGGACAGAGAACGGCAGUGAGCCCUCCCCAGAGGAGGAAGAUGAGGAUGAUUAUGAUGAUGGGGAGGAAGAGGACAGGGGCUCGGACAGUGAGGGGGAAUCCUGGGCUCUGGAGAGUAGCAGCGAUGGGGAUAGGAAGAGCCAUGCCGGGAGGGCGCAGUGAGGAGGAGAGGCGAUCACACACAAAUACAGUCUGUACACUCAAAUACACACACUAACUGACGUAAUCAUACACACGCGUAUACACACACACACACACACAGACACACAUACACCCACCCUACCCCUUCCUAUGCUGGCCCUCCCUCGCUUUCCUCUGUAUCCUCUCUAUCUCCCUACUGCACAUCAGUCUCUCCAAGCAGGACAUGACAGGACAGCAGAGACUUACACCUAACUGUACAGACACUACAACUCAGGUUCUCUGACUCACAGGUUCCUGAUAAGUAACAUGCAGACACACAGAGAGACUUGCAGAGAUACUAUUAUAAAAGAGGGAUGGAGAGACGACAUGAUGCAACCGACUGGACUCAUGACUCCUGAUAUAGAGAAGAGGGAAGAUGGCGUGAUGACAACAACAAAAAAACGGACUCUCUGACAAAAAAAAAUGUCUCAUUUUUUACUAGCUUUUUGUUUGUAUCUACAUAGAGGAAUGGCCAAAACAGAAAACAUGAACUGAACAAUAGAUUAUUUCCAACGGAUGCAAAGCAAAACACGUCUCUCAUAAAGACAAAUACAGGAUGAAACCAAACUGAAUAUGCUAAUCGAUUUUUUUGCUGUUAUUUGCUUUUGAAUAUUGUUCAAUUUGUUCGUUUUUUUCUUGACUUUUCUUUCUCUUUCAAUGUAUUAAUUAGUCCAUACAUAUCUAUAUACCAUUAUAUUUGGUUUGUUUGUAAUCCUGGUUUUGUAAAUGAUUUCUUUAGAUGAGGUUUUGUUUUUUGAGGAGUUUCCAUUGGAUAUCCAGAGAGAGACGAAUCAGAAUCUGAACUGGCAGACCUCGAACUGAAUCUUCUUUCCAACUUCGCCGCUGGUGUUUUUUGGGCAGUUUUGCUCGCCGUAGAUGUCAAUGAUAAUCAACUCAGUAAUGUUGUGUUACAGUGACUAAAGUUGUGAUUUGUGUUGUUUAUCAGGGGACUAGCAUUAAUAUAUGUGCUUCCUUUCAACGCAACAAACUAUGCUGUCGAAUGGAUAGUGUCUCAGUACCAAAGUUAGCAACUCAACACACACUGACAUAUAAAAUUAUACACACACACACACACACACACACACACUAAACUUCAACCCUAUAACAGAUGUGCCAUUUUGGCUUUGUUUGGUAGACAGAGAUUGACCGUUGGCCGUAGCACUUGGCUAUGGCACUUUGAUAUCCUGUUUUAUACAAUACAUCUUUAUUGCCCAAUAUUGACAGUACAGUCAAUGGCAAUCUCAUCUUAUUCAGCAGUCAUGCAAUUGACGAACACGACGGAAAUGUAGAGAACUAUCCAUCAAAUGCCUGUGAAACCGAAGCACUAUUUAACAACGUACACAAGCAAACACUCACUGACACAUGAUCAACACACACACACAGACACACGCAAGUUCAAAUCAGGAACUGUUAUGGACAACGACAUGAAAACAGACUUCUCAGGGCUUCUUUGUUACUAAGGACCAAACCCUAGCGGCCGCCACGCUGUAGGGUGCGCUAGAAACAGGCAAUAUUUAUGUGUGUGUAUUUUUGACUCAGUCAGUCAGAUCUGACCAGUUAACUCCUAGCUCUGUGUACAUAGAAGAUAGAUGACUGUUCUACAAACGGCGUGGAUGCCAGCCAGUCUGUUACCCCUUUCACACUAUCAUGCCAACCCAAACCAAACCAGUGCUGGCAUAGAUAUUCUAUUUUCACAUUGUCCUUUCCAGCACAGUUCCAGGAACUAUGGUGGGUGCAUAGCCAAGCCAGCUCCGUACAGCUCAGUUUGGCUCGGCUCACUAGUGUGAAAAGCACUCAUCUGUCUCAGACCAGACCUGGCCAGCAGCAUUGUCAAUGACCUGCCUGACCUGUGCUCUGUGCCGCUGGCAUCCAAGAAACCAACUGCCUUCUCAUCCAAAGCCAUUACACCAUCAUGUCUUUGUAAUGUUGUAGGAUAUACCCUCUCUCUAAUGAAGUGGCAGGCCCAUGUGUCCUCCUGUCAUUUCUUCUUCUCAAUCUUCUAUGUUGCCAACAUGUCUCAGUCAAUAUGUAACCAACUGUUCAUAAUGCAGCUGGCUACGUGUACAUCCAGAGUUUUGUAAACAGUCUCGCUACGAAGAUACAGUAUAUGAACAGGAACGCAACAGACUCCUCCCAGCGGUAGAGAAAGAGGCCUACCGUACAGUUCUCUCUGAAUGUGUCCCUCCUGGUUGGUUUUGAGUGUGUGUACAGGCUUUAACAUGUCUCCUCUGUCACAGUGAAUGUUCUCUGUACGGUGCUGUGACGUCACACAGGAUCGCGGAGAAGCAGAGCGGCGAGGUUUGAUGGCCUCAUUUCCUCUCGGCCUGCCCUGCCAGGCCUUCAUGAUGCAAACGUUGCGAUUAUGUUGUUUUGAUGCCGGUGUUCUUCUCUGUAAAACAUGGCUGUGGUAUUGUCCAAUCUUCUGUUCAUACCAACUCUGUCAUACAAAGAAAAAGCCAUAUGAACUGUAAGGCACAAUAAAUUACUUUUGUGAGAUUAAUAACAUA
Messenger RNA from Salmo salar (Atlantic salmon), 4836 nucleotides. NCBI's taxonomy places the organism in Eukaryota, Metazoa, Chordata, Actinopteri, Salmoniformes, Salmonidae. The record is from RefSeq and is a predicted model, not a curated record.